Molecule: messenger RNA, 888 nt
Organism: Kockovaella imperatae
Lineage: Eukaryota; Fungi; Basidiomycota; Tremellomycetes; Tremellales; Cuniculitremaceae
Exons: 4
Coding region: 1-888 (295 amino acids)
Source: RefSeq, a predicted model, not a curated record
AUGUCAACUCAUACCGUCGGAGUCCUCGCUCCCAAUGGACGUGUGGGAUCUGCUGUCGUAUCUGCCCUUCUCAAGUAUCACAAUGAAGGCAAGAUUGCUCUUGUCCUCCUUCAUCGACCUGGAUCACCUCCCAAAGCUCAAGUCCCAGACUCUGUCAACGUGAGGGAAAUUGAAUUGGAGAAAGAGGUAGACGAUAUCGCACCGGCCAUCAAAGGUCUCAAUGUCAUUGUUUCUGCCCUCGGCCCUAUGCAAGUCCCACUCCAAGUCCCACUCGUCAAUGCUCUUGCCAAAUCUCCCGACUUUGUCACCCUCAUCCCAGCGUAUUAUGGUCAUUCGUGGAUCCCUGAAGACUUGGCCGAUAACCCUAUCCAGGCUAAGAUAUUUGAAACUCGUAUAGCUCCCAAGACACGAGCGACGGAAUUAGGCAUCUCGACGACCAUGGUCAACACCGGAAUCUUUGAUCAAAUGUUCUUUGCCCUUGGAUUUGUAGGCACAAACGUCAACACUAACACUGUCCAAGCGAACGAAGCUCAGCUCAAACACAAGAUCCCCAUAACUACCAUUCCCUACCUCGCCGAAGGUAUCGCUCAGAUCGUAUUGCAAUCCCCGGAAUCACUCAAAGACAAAGCGUUCACGCUGGUCGAUCAUUGGCCAUUGGGAGAUGAAGUGAUCGACGCCCUCACUCAAGUGAAUGGCUCAAAACCUACCGUCAAAGACUAUACCGACGCCGAUGCGAGUGCACUCAAGAGCAACCCUCCGAUCGGUCCCGGUUCAGCUGCCUAUCGUCGAGCUUGGACGAAUGAUAAAUGGAACUAUGAGCCGGAAUUCAAUGUCAAAGGUUUUGAGAAGGUAUCUUUGGCGGAUGUCGCCAAGAGCUGGAAACAAUGA